CAUUCGUGGUGAGUGCAUACACAUGUGCGUAUCCUCACGACUCGAGAGUCCACAUAGCUGCGUGCUGUUUCGAAGAAUUAGUCCAUCAAAUUAUCUGCGAAACGUGUCACUCGGCUCGCCCCUGUUUGUUUUUUAUUCGGCAGACUGAGUGAAGACUAUAUACUGGUAAAUGAGGCAUUCAAUCUUCCAGAUUUAAAACCAUGAAAGAGAAGUCGAAAAACGCUGCACGAACCCGUCGGGAGAAGGAGAACGCGGAGUUCUAUGAGCUUGCUAAGCUUUUACCACUGCCGUCGGCAAUCACUUCGCAGUUGGAUAAAGCCUCUAUAAUUCGACUAUCUACAAGUUAUUUAAAGAUGAGAGCCCUUUUCCCCGAAGGUCUUGGUGAUUCGUGGGGACAUAAUCCUCGUCCACGGAAUUCCUACGACACCCUCGUCAAAGAACUCGGAUCACAUCUCCUUCAGACACUGGAUGGUUUUAUUUUUGUCAUAGCACCAGAUGGAAAAAUUAUUUACAUAUCAGAAACUGCCUCGGUUCAUUUGGGGCUAUCACAGGUUGAGUUGACAGGCAAUAGCAUUUAUGAGUACAUACACCCAGCCGAUCACGAUGAGAUGACAGCGCUUUUAACAGUACAUCAACAAUAUCAUACUCAUGUUAUCACAGACUUUGAAAUUGAAAGAUCGUUUUUCCUUCGAAUGAAAUGUGUAUUAGCCAAACGUAACGCAGGACUGACCAGUGGUGGAUACAAGGUGAUUCACUGCAGUGGUUACUUAAAAAUUAAACAAUAUACAAUGGAUAUUGCACCAUUUGAUGGCUGCUAUCAAAAUAUUGGCCUGGUCGCUAUUGGCCACUCCUUACCACCGAAUUCUAUCACAGAAAUCAAGAUGCACAGCAAUAUGUUUAUGUUCCGAGCCAGCUUAGAUCUCAAGCUUAUAUUCCUAGAUGCAAGGUGAGUUGUAGUAGCAUUAAUGGGUUCAGUACUUUUAAAAGGACAGGUGACCACCAAAUAUUUUCGCUUUCUUACCAAACAAGGAGGCUGGGUGUGGAUGCAGAGCUCAGCCACCAUUGUGCACAACAGCCGUUCAUCACGUCCACAUUGUAUCGUAAGCGUCAAUACUGUUCUCACAAAUUCAGAAGACAAAGAACUUUAUUUAUCCAUGGACCAAUUGGAAGUGAACACUCUUCAUAAUGCCUAUAGUAGUAACAGCAGCAGUGAGCGAUCGCGAGCUGGAAAAAUACGUCCAACCAAAUGCAAAUCACGUGCACAGAAAGCUUCUCCGUAUUCCAUAGCAACAGCGAGUGCAAUGUACGAAGGUCAUUUAAUGAAUGAAUACAUGACAGAUAGGGGAUAUGGGCAGUAUCCGACGUGCGAUGUUCCAGUUGCGAUGUCUGGAUAUCCCACAAUUCCUUAUCAGGAGGGAGUGGAAAGAUAUGGACCAACAAUGUUGCCAACAGCAUAUGGUAUCUAUGGUGAUAGUGGUUAUAGUUACACUGGGUCUUACUAUGGUACGUCAGACCCAUAUGCACACUGCAGUGCUGACAGUAUGCAGUACCGAACUCAUUAUGAAGACGACCAACAGCAGCAUCAUCCGUACUACCAUAGCAACCAUGAUGCUGCUCAUGCACAUAAUAGCAGCCAAUCAGAGACCUUGUUGCAUAGGAUGUCUGAACCUCAAUGCUGUGGCCAAUCCUCCACACUUGCUCAUAGAAACAGUGCACAUGUGCAAUCAUCAGUCGCAAUAUCGCCGACUCAGAGUUCUACACAUAGUCCGCAUCAACAACAACAACAACAUCAUCACAGGGAUUCACAGCACACACACCAAAGCCCGGAUGUGAGCACUUUCUCAGCGCGGACUGAGACAGUUGUGAAUAUUGAUCCAGAAAACAAAACAAAGAGAUACCAACAGCAUGCCGAUGGUACCAAAAUGGACACGCUCAUCCAAGCGACCCAACAGUUAGUCAAAGAAGAGGAUGGAAAAAACAUUCAUUCGAGACAAGGACAGCAGAGUUCACCGAAAACGCCAUCCACGCCGUCCACCAGUCAAACCAGCCCUGUUCAGGUCACGAGUAGAAACCAAAUAAACAAUACGCAAUCGCCGAGUGCAAGUACUACAAAUGCAGAAAGAACUGCAGAAACAAACAAUAGCAGAUCUGCAUACUUCAACCAUAUGAGUACACUGCAUUAUGGGAAUGAUAUUCCAACCGCUCUAGAUUAUAGUAAAGAGUACUCCAAACGCGUCAGCAGCUCAGACUAUUUAGCGAGCACAGCCAAUCAAUAUCCAUCCAACUACUCCAUGUAUAACUAUUACAAUGACACGAGUAAACGAUACGUUGUGCAAUGCACUGAGGAAAUCCAACGAACAAAGUCGUAUCCCACAAUGCUCAGUAACGGUACUAUGGACGACUUGAUGGACAGUCACUAUAGCAACCGAGUUGCACACUACAAGGGUCAGGUUGCCAAUGGAUACGCAUAUUGAGUUGAGAUAGAUUCCCUACAAUGUGGAGUAAUUGUGCUAAUUUGGUGUAUGCUUUGUGUAUCGACAGCUAGGUUUAUUUUUUGCAGGGAAAGUAGGCAUUGUCAGAGACUGAUAGUGAGAGCAA
This is a messenger RNA of Saccoglossus kowalevskii, 2598 nucleotides long. RefSeq names its product single-minded homolog 1 (gene sim1). The record is from RefSeq and is marked provisional. NCBI's taxonomy places the organism in Eukaryota, Metazoa, Hemichordata, Enteropneusta, Harrimaniidae. Gene Ontology annotation, molecular function: RNA polymerase II transcription regulatory region sequence-specific DNA binding; protein dimerization activity; DNA-binding transcription factor activity, RNA polymerase II-specific. Gene Ontology annotation, biological process: regulation of transcription by RNA polymerase II.